Ananas comosus (pineapple) is the source of this 1064-nucleotide messenger RNA. RefSeq lists its product as uncharacterized. Gene Ontology annotation, molecular function: structural constituent of ribosome. Gene Ontology annotation, biological process: translation. NCBI's taxonomy places the organism in Eukaryota, Viridiplantae, Streptophyta, Magnoliopsida, Poales, Bromeliaceae. The transcript is spliced from 3 exons. The record is from RefSeq and is a predicted model, not a curated record. Gene Ontology annotation, cellular component: mitochondrial large ribosomal subunit. The coding region runs from base 376 to 678 and encodes 100 amino acids.
AAGCCUUUUGCCUUUCGUGUACGCUUGAAUCUAUUCAUGUUUUCUUCUAUUUUAAUAAAGUUAUAAUUUAUUAAAAAAAAAAAACCAUAGCUUGUAUGUUUGAAAAAUUGCACAAGUAAUCACGAGCUCCAACUCAAAAACUCUUUUAAGAGGCAACACAAGUAAAAAUCUACCUAAAAAUGCAUGGCGAGAGAAAAUAAUAAAUUUAAAAUAUUUCGUACUAAAUAAAAAAAACACCAUGAUAUGAUGUUACUGUUAUAUUUCUGACUUUUUCCAACAUAAUCGCCCUACGUGAUCACUUACGAGUUACGAGUCGUGGUAUCUGAACCGGACCGGCUCGGCUCGAAUAGGCAGAAGAGAGGAAAAGCCUCAGGCAUGGCGACAUCGGCGUCGAAUUUAAUCCGGCGACUCUCGACUCAUUUGCCUCGUCCUCUCCUCCAUUCCUUCUCCCUCGGCCCCUCGCUCGCCCCCUCCAUUCCCCGCUUCUCCUUCGGCGCCUCCGUGGAACUCAUGGCCGUUCCCAAGAAGAAGGUCUCGCGGCAUAAGAAAGGGUUAAGAAAUGGACCGAAAGCGCUGAAACCUGUCCCAGUGAUCAUCCGUUGCAUGAGUUGUGGUCGGGUGAAGCUGCCACACUUCUACUGUUGCAGUGGAGAUAGAGGCAACAGUUCUUCCGUCUGAUUAGCAGUUCUUUAAGCUAAUUAGCCACAAGGUCAUCUUUGAUAAAGCACUUGGCUAUAUGGAACGAUGGAGAUCAUCCUAUUGCCUGCCAUGCUAAUAUUAGAAUUAGUCGCAGCUAGUUGAACUUGAUGCAAAAGCUUGAAUUGCACCAAAUAUAUCCAAACUAUGUCCACAUCCUUUUUGUUUAAUUUGUUUUUUUGACUCCAAGUUGCCUAUCUUCCCUGCAAGUUUAUUGAUGUAUAUUUUUGAGAAAAAGGUUAGUAAGGGUAUUGCUUUUAUGUUUAGGUUUUAAACUUUUAAUUGCUAAGCAAUAUCAUGAAACUGGGGGCAUAGAAUUCAGUUUGAGUCCAUAAAAGAUAUGCUGAUUGUGGAUUUUUUUUGUGAGA